Messenger RNA from Amoebophrya sp. A120, 2052 nucleotides. Lineage: Eukaryota; Dinophyceae; Syndiniales; Amoebophryaceae. The record is from the annotation of a GenBank genome assembly.
AGCAGCCUCUUUUCUUAAUUGAACUAAAACUAAAUAUAAAAUUGUAACCUGUAAAAAAACUGUAGAGAGCUUAAUAAAUUUGAACGCGAACUACUGUAAAAUUUAAACAAAGGACGAGGAAAAAUUAUGUCGGCAGAGGACGAUAAGCGGGAUGAUAAACUCCCCGUGACGGUUUGGGUGGAAGAUCCAGUGGACGGCUUUGUACCCGGUGAAAUCGUAAACUACGCUACUCGAUCGGCAGGCGACAGUUACGAAGUGGGCAUCUUGUCCAAAAGUCAGCAGAAAGGUGCCAGCAAACUGUUGCGUGGAAAGUCGCUGGCAUCUAGUCGUUCGAGCAAGGCCUACAUCGAGACAAGGGUGUUUGCGAAUGAGGCUGCUUUGCGCGGUCGCAGCGACAAGAAUGAAGAGUCUCACUUCGAGGAUUGCGCAAGCGUCGCUUCGUUUAGCGACGCUGGAAUUUUAGAAAACUGCCGUCUGCGGUAAUUGUCUUUUCCGUUUUUAUUCUAGCCUAGUACUUUGCUAAGUGGUGAGGCUGCCACUACGUCGCUCUGCACUGAAUCGCUAGAUGGAUGACACAGCAUCAAGGGAAUGGAUUUAUAUCCUUCAACUCUAUUUUGAUUUUCAACCAAAAUUAAUCAUCACAUUCAGGUAUUUCCAAGAUGAGAUUUACACCUACACCGCAAGCGUGCUAUUUUCCAUCAAUCCCUACAAGAAGCUCGACCAUUUGUACAGCAAUGAGCGGCAAAGUGACUACCUAAACCUGGCAUCACUUCAAUCCCGACCGCCACACGCAUUUGCGUUGGCGGAAAUCGCCCGGCGCAAACUCGUUCAUGGACGAACACACCAGGCCAUUGUGAUUUCUGGGGAGUCUGGUGCGGGAAAAACAGAAAAUGCGAAGGUCGUGAUGGCGUAUCUAAUACAGCAAUCGCGUACGCGAGCCAAGGUCGCAGAAAACGGCGCAGCGGCAGCUUCGGUAGAUAAUAUGAUCCUCCGCUGUGCGACACCGAUCCUCGAAUCACUGGGGAAUGCGACGACGGUCCGCAACCACAACUCGAGCCGCUUUGGGAAAUUCAGCAUGCUGAUGUUCAACGCGAGAGGCGACAUCGUGGGAGGCGAGAUCCGCACCUACUUGCUCGAGAGCAGUCGCGUUUCAAAAUUUGGAGCUGGGGAACGGACGUAGAGACUCAUUCUGUUCUGAUUUCUUGACGAAUAGUGUUCGGAUUAUAAUUCUUUCCUAUUUUUUUUUCUUUCUGAGUGUCCUGGUAUUGCAGCAUUGACAUUUUCUUUCACAGUGAGUACUAGUAGAAUCACCUGGUGUAGCAUGGUAUAAAGUUUGAUUUAAUAAAUUAACGAAAAUCACAAAGGUACCAUAUUUGGUACGAAAUACUAUGCGGAGCUUCCGCCGAGCAGCUGACGAAACUUGGCUUGCAGAAAAACUCGAAAUACGCACUUCUCUAUGGAAGAGAUCAGGUGACGCAGAAAUCCACUCCACUCCGGGGGGCGGAAGAAGCGACGAACUUUACAGCGUUCUGCACCGGAUUGAAAGUUAUGAACUUCUCCCCGGAACAAAUCGAAGAGGUGCUCGAGACGCUCGGUGGGCUGAUCCACCUGUUUGAACUGGAUUUUGAGGAUGCGGCGAGUGGACAGGGUAUCCAAGUAGUAGAAUCGCCCCACGUUGCUGAAGCUGCGCGUCUGCUCGGCAUGUCGGUGAACUCUCUCUGCGAGUCCUUGUGCAAGAAGACACUGAUCCGGCCCAAACGAAACAACCAGGGCCGUGAUUCCGUUUUCAAAACUGACCGGACACCAGCACAAGCGAAGAAUGCACAGGAAGCCUUGGUGAAAAUGCUGUACAAACGCCUCUUCGAGCACAUUGUGGCGCAGAUCAACAGCUCCCUCCUCGUGGCGGGUCAAACCCAGAACUUAGCCGAAUCUAGUCGGCGUCAGAUACAUAGGAAUCUUGGACAUUUACGGCUUCGAACAAUUGAAACUCAAUUCCUUCGAACAGCUGUGCAUCAACCUGGCGAACGAGCGACUACAGGAGUUUUUCUGUGA